Messenger RNA from Cloeon dipterum, 5766 nucleotides. It is a transcript of the gene Rdl, whose product is annotated as Resistant to dieldrin. The transcript is spliced from 9 exons. The record is from RefSeq and is a predicted model, not a curated record. Bases 238 to 1704 code for a protein of 488 amino acids. Gene Ontology annotation, molecular function: extracellular ligand-gated monoatomic ion channel activity; chloride channel activity; neurotransmitter receptor activity. Gene Ontology annotation, cellular component: GABA-A receptor complex; neuron projection; synapse. Lineage: Eukaryota; Metazoa; Arthropoda; Insecta; Ephemeroptera; Baetidae. Gene Ontology annotation, biological process: regulation of membrane potential; signal transduction; chemical synaptic transmission.
CACUCGGGAGGCAGGCAGCGCCCUGAGAGCACACGCACCCUUCGCCGACGAGUGAGACGAGCCCGUUAGCCAGCCAGCGCCCGCCCGCCCGCAGCAGCCGCAGCAAAGGUGUGCAGAACAGGCAGGAUGGCCGGCCGCAGCAGGUGAGCAGGGCUGACAACAUUGCGGCGCGCCGGAAGAAGAAAAAAACUAUGAGGACCUGAGACGGAAGAGACACGCAGCAGAGCAGAAGGAGCGAUGCGGCCCCACUCGUCUGCCCUCCUGGCCAGAGGCCUCGCCUGCUGCCUGGUGCUCGGACUCGCCUUCCUCGACCCCAAGAGGUGGGCCGCCCAAGCAGUCGGAGCCAACGGAGGCAGCAUGCUUGGUGAUGUCAAUAUUAGUGCCAUCUUAGACUCGUUAAGUGUAGGCUACGACAAAAGAGUAAGACCUAACUACGGAGGGCCGCCAGUGGAGGUGGGGGUGACAAUGUACGUCCUGAGUAUAAGUUCCGUCUCAGAAGUCCUCAUGGACUUUACAUUGGAUUUCUACUUUCGGCAAUUUUGGAAGGAUCCGAGAUUGUCCUUCCGGAAGAGACCAGGGGUAGAGCAGCUGUCAGUUGGGUCCGAUUUUAUAAAAAGCAUCUGGGUACCUGACACAUUCUUCGUCAACGAGAAACAGUCAUACUUCCAUAUUGCAACUACGAGUAACGAGUUUAUUCGUAUUCAUCACACUGGUAGCAUCACUAGGAGUAUUAGACUGACCAUCACCGCAUCAUGCCCUAUGAAUCUCCAAUAUUUUCCUAUGGACAGACAACUUUGUAACAUUGAAAUUGAGAGCUUCGGAUAUACUAUGAGGGACAUCCGGUAUAAAUGGAACGAGGGCCCAAACUCGGUUGGCGUUUCCAACGAAGUAUCGUUACCUCAAUUUAAAGUCUUGGGCCAUCGGCAAAGAGCUCAUGAAAUAAGUCUAACUACAGGGAAUUAUUCGAGAUUGGCGUGCGAGAUUCAAUUCGUACGUUCUAUGGGAUACUACCUCAUCCAGAUCUACAUACCUUCUGGUCUUAUCGUCAUCAUCUCGUGGGUUUCGUUCUGGCUAAAUCGGAAUGCGACUCCAGCUAGGGUCGCCCUAGGGGUCACCACUGUCCUCACCAUGACUACCCUUAUGUCAUCCACCAAUGCAGCCCUACCCAAGAUUUCCUAUGUUAAAUCCAUUGACGUCUAUCUGGGAACAUGUUUCGUAAUGGUCUUCGCAUCGCUACUCGAGUACGCCACGGUCGGCUACAUGGCCAAGCGGAUUCAAAUGCGCAAGAACAGAUUCAUGGCCAUCCAGAAAAUCGCAGAGUCUAAAAAGGUCAACUUGGACACUGCCAAUCCGCCAGGACCCCCAGGUGACGGCCCUAAGCAAACAGAGGUGCGGUUCAAAGUGCACGACCCGAAGGCCCAUUCAAAAGGCGGCACCCUGGAGAACACGGUGAACGGGCGGGCCGACGAGGAAGGCGGCGGCGGCGGUGGCGGAGGCGGCCCGCCUCCCCCGCCCACGCACCUGCUGCACCCCGGCAAGGACAUCAACAAGCUGUACGGCAUCACACCCAGCGACAUUGACAAAUACUCGAGGAUUGUGUUCCCCGUUUGUUUUGUGUGUUUCAACCUCAUGUACUGGAUCAUUUACCUGCACAUCAGUGACGUCGUGGCCGACGACCUGGUGCUGCUGAACGAGGACAAGUAAAAUUCUAACGCCGACGCUCGCCGCCGUCGUGCAUCAAUUAAACAACCGCACUCGUUCAGAAAAUUAAAACGUGCAUCUAAAUUAUUAUAUAUACACACACACACGAACACAAACACACAUAAAUUACUAAUUAUAUCUAGACGCAAACACCGAAACGAAAAUCACAGAAUUGCAGAUACGAAAAAAAUAAAGAUAAAAAAUGAAACACGUACACACACGAUUUUAGCAAUAAAAACGAGAUGAGCACUUUUUCUAAAAGACCUUUCUCCCCUCGCGGUCGACCGGGCCGCCGCCGCAGCGCUUGUUUCCGGGAAAGCUUCACUCUUCCUCUCCUCUUUUCCUAUCUAUCUCCGUAGUUGACGAGCGAGUAGCCAAAAGCGCGCGAUUUGAGAAAUCGGCCGUCUUUGCACCAAACGAGCCCAUCGGCGGCCGGUCCGGCGCCUCCGACCGCCCUGCCACGGUGAUAAAAAUUAGGGGCGGCAAAACGCUUCGACGGACCAUCGAGAUUCUAAAAAGCUCACGUUCGAUUGGCUUUACCAGCUGCCGUCGAGUCCUUUUCCGUCCCCGGUGAUAGAAAUUAGAAACAAUUCUAAAGCAAUUAGAAGCGGAUUUCAUUUUUUCAAGUCACACACAACAACACACAGACACAUACACACUCAAGUCUUGCGUUCCGUUGAUGCUAUCGAUACAUUGAAAAAAUUAUCAUCAUACGUUGUUCCCGGCUAAAGAAAAAUAAAAACGCACUCGUGUCACACACACAUUUCCAGAGAAAGAUGAAAACACAAAUUCAAACGCUUUAAAUAAAAACUAAAUAACUAAUAGAAGAGUUUAAAAAAGAGGCAAGAUUUCUAUGGUAAUAAACUAGAGUUACGAGAUGUGCAACUUGACGAGACGAACACGCGCUGAUGAGUCGUAAACUGCUAACUGUGACUUGACGGAUGAACAAACAAAUCAUCUUCCAAAAUUCUGUGUUUUAUCAUACAAGAGAAUUCUGUUGUUAUAUACACACACACACACUUACGUACGUGAGAAUAUUAUAGCAUGGAGAAAAAGGAACGAGCGCGUCGCCGAUUGGCUGAGCCGCCGGGGUCACCGGCCUGACCCUGCGGAUCGGCCAGUCGGCGACGCCGGGAAAACACACUGUAAAAAUCAUUGAUUACUGUAAGAUUAAGACUCGCACAAGAAGCAGUGACUGCUGUCACCCACAAUAGCGUUCAGGCACCUCUUCGGAUAUCAUUGUCGCGUUUUCGUAGAGACCUCCGACGAAAAUGGUAUUGUUUAUCGACAAGCUGUAAAUUUAUAACCUGUGAGAGUAUUCUAAAGUAUAAUUGAUCGUUACACACACUCACCGUGUCAUCGCUAUACACACAUAUUGCUAGCGUCUGUUGUACAGAACCGAGAGAAAAAUGCUUCAACUAUAUGGUUUACACCCCCAAAUUUUUAUCGACGAGAAAUUUGGCGCCCACUGUUAUAACUAGAUACAUACUGUGUUUCUUCCACACACACACACACACGCAUUUGUUGCCAUUGUGAUAUCUGCAAUCAAAUAGUGAACUCUCACUUGCUGUCAAGACAGAAUAAUUACACACGACACACACACAUACACACACGAUGUAUCUCUGCAGCAGUUUUCCAGCACCGUUGUAAGACAUGAGUGUUAAAUACUACUAAUAACGUUAGCGUUCAGAUCGAAAUCACACUCACACUCAUACAUUAUAAUUAAACUCACACACACUAUAAUAGAUAUUCACACUUUGUUUCGAAAUUGGAUGAGCAGCGGUUAUAUGAUUCUCUUCCCGUCCUCUCACGUUAAUUGUAAGCGAAGAAUUGAUUUGGUUGGUUGGUUGGUUGGUUGCCGAGAUUGGUCGGCGGACGGUGCCGUCCCAAUGCUCAAUAGAAACACCAUAGAAUUAAUCAACGACGGCUCCGUCCGCAGCACAAAUUCUCUCUGAUUACCUGCAUCUCGCGUCUCGGCUCGAGUCUCUUUGUUCAACCGGCAGAAAACAAACAAAAAAUUUGUACAGAAUUGCUCAAUCAGAAAAGGGAUUGAAUAUUUGAAGCGUUGCAUAUUAUAAUAUAUUAUAUCUCUCACACAGACAGACACACUCGCGUUGAUUUUCGCUUAACUAAUCUCAAAAAGCUAUCGGUAUGAACGCGCGCGCAGUACAUAUUUUUACCCGCUUGCUAUAGCACCUACGACGAAACAAAAGAUUAACAAGUUUUUCUAUCUAUACCUUCGAGUGCACCGCCGCCGUCAAGCAACAAUUGCUCCACACUAUAUACUAAAAAACAUGAAAAUAAUAAAAACGUGCUGCUUCUUUUUACUCGUCGCGGUUCCGUUUUUCAAACGAAUGCAGACAAACAGAGGCGUCGGUUCGGCUAGCGUUCCGAGUUUUAAUUAAAAUGACGAGAAACACACGAACACGUGGGCAACCCGUAAAAUUCUAAACAUUCCACACAGUAAGUGAGACGCAGUGAAUGCUUUUUACAAGUAUCGAUGGUCGUAUAAAUACCUAGGAAAUGUCGUGUUUUCAGUGUUGCAUUUGACAGCAGAUGAAUUAUAAAUAGACACACACACACACACUCUCUAUAUCAAAAUCACACAGACACUCACACACACAGGAUGGAGGAAAAAACAAAUCUCACCAGCACAUCAAAUACUACAAAAAAGGAAAACGACACUGCUGUAUCUCUUCUCUCUAUCUCUUCUCUCGCUCUAUUUGAAAACGAUAGUUUUAAUACACAAACACAAGUUAAUCGUCAGUGCUUUGAGUGUAUCUGAGGGAGACGCUGAUGAAUGUGAUGAAUGUAUCAUGUAAGUGUACAUAAUUGUUCCUUUUUACGCUAAAGAUGCAUAUAAACUAAUUAACAAAAAGUAUGUACUAUUAUUACAUGCGAAAAUCUGUUGAUUGUUUAGAUAAGUAUAAAAUGCAGUGCAGAAGAUUAUUGAAUUAUGAUUAUUAUUAAAAAAGAGAACACUACAAAAACGCAAAAUGUUAGCGACAGAGUAUUAGAGUGUGGGGCAAAAUAAUUAUAAAUUACUAAAUGGGGAAUAUUUUUAAAAAAACCGAAACAGUGCGAUGAAUGUGACAAAAAAGAAGAUGCAGAAAAACACUUCUUGUGUAAAUAUAUACAUUAAAAAAUAGCAGACAGACAAAAGAAGAUGACGAAGAAGAAAAUCGAUCCACGGAGCAAAAACAUAGAGAACGGACAGUACGGGGAGGGUGGAAAAUAUAUUUAAUAAACGAUUGCUCAUGACUUGAUAUUCUAAAAGUGUAAAAUGAUCACAGCUAAUUGAGAUUAUAAUGAUUAAUUGCCGUUAUUAUAUUGAUGUUGACGAAAGAGUAUGAAAAAUUAUUAUCAUUGCAGCAGCUGAGACUCUUGCGUUGCUAGUUUUAAUCCAAAACCCGCACACCCAACACACAUACACACACACACAAGACACACGGAACAAACGAAAACAAAAUGCAAAUAUACGGCGACAGCAGCAGAGUUGAAAAUAAAUUAAUUUUGAUAAAAAUGACGCGUGCACCUUUAAAAUCCAUAAUUUCUCGACGUAAAUAACAAUCGACUGAGUUGGUCUUGCUUAAAAUUGAAUGUAAUCGCACUCUAAAAGACUCAAACUCGUCUAAUUUUGUACAAAAAUCCUGAUUUCGAGUUUCAAAAGAAAAGAAAAAAUAUAUAAAGAAAACACCUGCUGGCCGAGACAUUGAAAACCGUAGCGACGCUAUAAAAGUACUAAUUUCCCUAGCGACAAAUUAACAAAAGUAUUGUAAAACGCGCUUGCUUUUAUUGUAUGAUUCAACCUAUUGUAUCUCUCUCGCUCUUCUAACUCUCUCUAAGCUCUCGUUAUCUAUCUAUUAUAUCGGAUCACGUCGGACGGACCCACCCCCCUGAAUUCGGCCAAAGCUUCUACGGGAAAAGCGAGGGGCACGUCCGCGGCGCCGAUUGUGAUUGAAUUGCUUUCUAAUUUCGAAUUGUAGAUGAUUUUAAUACGAACUUGUUAACAUGCGUAACGGACACGGAUAAAAAGAAGAAAAUAUAAUACAAUUAAUUGAAAAA